Messenger RNA from Peromyscus eremicus (cactus mouse), 1024 nucleotides. It is a transcript of the gene Tyw3, whose product is annotated as tRNA-yW synthesizing protein 3 homolog. The record is from RefSeq and is a predicted model, not a curated record. Gene Ontology annotation, biological process: tRNA methylation. NCBI's taxonomy places the organism in Eukaryota, Metazoa, Chordata, Mammalia, Rodentia, Cricetidae. Gene Ontology annotation, molecular function: tRNA methyltransferase activity. Bases 104 to 877 code for a protein of 257 amino acids. The transcript has 6 exons. Gene Ontology annotation, cellular component: cytoplasm.
GGAGAAGUUUGGUCCUCUCCGGCCACCGUGGCGGCAAUAUGGCUGCGCCCACGGAGACGGGAGCGGGUUCCGAAGCCGGGAGCCAGGUCCCUGUCGCUCGCGCAUGGACCGCAGCGCAGAGUUCCGCCGAUGGAAGGCGCAGAGUCUGAGCAAGGCGGACCUCAGCCGGAAAGGCAGUGUGGACGAGGACGCGGCCGAGGUUGUGGAGCUGCUGAAUUCGCGGGAGGAGUUUUUCACCACCAGCUCCUGCGCAGGCCGCAUCCUCCUCCUGGACGGGAGCACAGAUGGUUCUGGGGUUCAGAAACAGCACUGCUGCUGGAUGCUGGUCACCCACAAACCUUGUGGGAAAGACGAUGUGAUGGCAGCACUGAAGGGUGCGACCAGCAAUGCUGUUCUGAAGUUUGAACCGUUUAUCCUCCAUGUGCAGUGCCGGACACUGCAGGACGCACAGACCCUGCACUCGGUGGCCAUUGAUUCUGGCUUCAGGAACUCUGGCAUCACAGUGGGAAAGCGGGGAAAGACCAUGCUGGCUGUGCGGAGCACACAUGGAUUAGAAGUUCCACUAAGCCGUCAGGGAAAACUGAUGGUGACAGAGGAAUACAUUGAGUUCCUGGUGACUAUAGCAAAUCAGAAAAUGGAGGAAAACAAGAAAAGAAUUGGAAGGUUUUAUAACUGCCUACAACAUGCUAUGGAAAGAAAAACCAUUUCCAACUCACAUUCUGAGAUCAAAGAGAAAAAUAAUCCACUUUGUACUCAUAAGAAUAAAAGGAGCCAAGGAAAAGCACGUGACCCAUCCGUUACUGAAGGCAAUGAAACAGAACUGGAAGGCAUCGAUGGCCUGGGGAUCAGUGCUCCAUUCUUCCUGGAGGAUGACUGAGUUUGGCACCGACCAUGCCCGACACACAUUAUAAAGCUACUCUCUAGAAGAGUGCCGUGGUUGCUGAAUGUAUCAGCCCUUGGGGGGCAAGAGCUAAUUCCUCUCUGUUUUAGAGAAACUCUUAAGUGUAAAUGGCUUUUCACAGUA